Molecule: messenger RNA, 1287 nt
Organism: Mizuhopecten yessoensis (Yesso scallop)
Lineage: Eukaryota; Metazoa; Mollusca; Bivalvia; Pectinida; Pectinidae
Product: sphingolipid delta(4)-desaturase DES1-like
Exons: 3
Coding region: 107-1087 (326 amino acids)
Biological process (GO): ceramide biosynthetic process
Cellular component (GO): membrane
Molecular function (GO): sphingolipid delta-4 desaturase activity
Source: RefSeq, a predicted model, not a curated record
AAUCUCACACACAUGUGUACACCACCGGCAGUAUUGUAGCAGACAUCAGGCGAUUGAUGUUGUAUAAUCUCAUGUAGCGAAAAGGAAGUUUUAUUUUGAAUUCAAAAUGGGAGGACACGUUUCAAGAACGGAUUAUGAAUGGGUUUAUACAGAGGAGCCGCAUGCGACACGGCGAAAAGAAAUCCUUGCCAAAUAUCCAGAAAUAAAGCAGCUGAUGGGAUGUGACCAUAACUUAAAGUACAUUGUUGUUGCCAUGGUGUUGGCUCAGAUUAUAUUAGCCAUCAUGGUGGCUGAUGUGUCCUGGCCAAUUGUCAUAGUUCUGUGUUAUGUUCUUGGAGGCACAAUCAACCAUUCCAUGACUCUUGCCAUUCACGAAAUUGCUCACAACUUAGCAUUCGGACAUUCCAGACCAAUGGCGAACAGAAUUCUCGGUUUUAUAGCAAAUCUACCACUUGGAGUUCCUAUGUCAGUGUCAUUCAAAAAAUACCAUCUUCAGCAUCACCGUUACCAAGGUGACGAGAGAAGAGAUGUGGACGUACCUUCUCCGAUUGAAGGACAACUUUUCUGCAACACUUUCUGUAAACUAGUAUGGGUAAUACUUCAGCCAUUUUUCUACACUAUUCGGCCACUUUUAGUGCUUCCACAACCAGUUUUGACUCUGGAGGUUGUGAACUUUGUAUGCCAGCUGAUCUUCAACUGCUGUAUCUAUUACUUUUUAGGAGGCAAGUCCUUAACUUACCUGAUUCUGGGAACGUUUUUGUCUACAGGACUUCACCCCCUCUCAGGACAUUUCAUAUCUGAACACUACAUGUUUAUCAAAGGACAGGAGACCUAUUCAUACUACGGCCCUCUCAAUCACCUCGUCUUCAAUGUCGGCUACCACAAUGAACACCAUGACUUUCCGAGUAUCCCAGGCUCAAGGCUCCCAAUGGUGAAGAAGAUUGCCCCUGAGUAUUACGACAACCUUCCCUGUCAUCACUCGUGGGUCAAGGUCAUCUACAACUUCAUCACUGAUCCAGAAAUUGGACCAUACUCGCGCAUCCGCAGGAAAAUGAAGGAUGAAGAUACAGAUGGAAAGAAAGAAUGAAUGAAAAUUUAGACGGCCAAGAAAUAUUUUUAUAUUGUACUGUAUUAAGACCAUCAAUUUAGAGUUUAUUAUGUGAUGGUUCCCUGGGCUUAAAGUUCCUCUUUCAGAGUAUUUCUUUAAGUUCUAUGAAUUUAUCAAAACUAUUACACACCUUUUUAUAAUUUCUUAUAUAUAGAUACAUUAUAACAGGAUAAUGAAAU